AUGCCAGGUAAACAGAAAAAAGGCACCAACAAGCGUGCCGAUAGGGAUUUGCUCACCAGCAGCAAGGCGCCGUCAAAGUCGUCGGCCAAGCAGGCGCAACAAGAGGCUGCAGCAUCGGCAGCCGCCCAGGAGCAGCCAGCCAAGGCCACGCCGUCGGCAGAGGAGCUCGCCUCGCAGCAAAAGCUCUUGUCCAUUUUCCAGUCGGCCUACAGCGAGGUCUUGUCUUCUCCCGCCUUUUCCCAGACCCUGCAGGAGGUCAAGGCGGCGCUAUACGACCGCGAGUUUGAAAAGGCCUUUGCUCGGGAGGAGUAUCUGGAUGUGUAUGCGGCAAGGUGGAGUCCGACGAGGGCGCUGGGCUAUGCGGCCGUUCUCGAUGGUCUGAGGGACUGGUUGGACGGAUUGGCCCUUGAGGGGGAUGACACGACCUGGAGCACACCUGCUGCCGUUGAAACCGAGGGGAAUGACGAGACGACGGAACGGUUGGCUGAUCUAUCCUUGGCCAAUGGGUCUACGAACACGGGAGUCUCGGAAGCUACGGACGUAGCACCAUCAGAGUCUGAGGAGUGCAAGGACGCAAAUGGCGAUGAUCAAGGCGCCGAAUCUGAGCAGCAGACUGCCACCACGCCAGCAAACAACAACAGCAACAUCAAGACCCUCAAAGUCCUGGCUCUAGGCGGCGGCACUGCCGAGCUAGCCGCCUUUGUCUCCUUCCUAUCGAAAUCGCCAGGCGUCCGUGGUGACCUGACGCUCGUGGACGCCGGGCCCUGGACCGACACGAUCUCCAAACUACACAAGGCGCUGACGGCACCGCCGCCCAUUUACAAGUACGCCAGCGCGGCGGCCAAGGCGGCCAACAGGGCCCUGGCCGACGCCACGACGCUCCGGUACACGUUUCUCCACCGGGACGCGCUGUCGCUGACGGCCGCGGACCUAAAGAGCAGCCUCUCCGUCACUGGCAGCGGCGAGAGGCAGCAGCAGCAGCCCGACCAACAACCCGUGCUCGUCACCCUCCUCUUCACGCUGAACGAGCUGUACACGGGCGGCGGCAUCGGGCGGACGACGGCGUUUCUGCGCAUGCUGGGCCGGACCCUGGCGCCCGGCAGUCUGCUGCUCGUCGUCGAUAGCCCCGGGAGUUACUCCGAGGCCGCCGUGGGCGGCGACGGCAAGAACAAGAAAAAGUACCCCAUGUCCUGGCUUGUGGACCACACUUUGCUGCGCGCCGGCGAGGGCCGGACCAAGAAGAAGCCGCAGGAUCAAGAUGGCGGCGACGCGGAAUCAAACGCCGGGGACAAGACCAAGGCACAAGCGCAGCAAGAGGACGGAUGCAAGUGGGAGAAACUCGACGAGAAUGAAUCCAUCUGGUUUCGCAUCUCGGACGAGUUGCGGUAUCCCAUACAACUGGAGAACAUGCGGUACCAAAUGCAUCUGUAUCGGGCCGUCUCCACGGCAGAAAAGACAAAUUAA
Messenger RNA from Pestalotiopsis fici W106-1, 1464 nucleotides. RefSeq lists its product as uncharacterized. The record is from RefSeq and is a predicted model, not a curated record. The transcript has a single exon. The coding region runs from base 1 to 1464 and encodes 487 amino acids. Lineage: Eukaryota; Fungi; Ascomycota; Sordariomycetes; Amphisphaeriales; Sporocadaceae.